GAGUCACGGCAGUGGCUGAGCUGCUGACAGGAGGCGGCGGCGGAGGUGGAGGCGAGGCAAGACCUGCGGCUCUGCAGGGCCACGGUCGCUGUAGCGCUAGGCAAGCUGACGGAGCCACGCCGGCCUCAGCCCACUUGCAAACCUCCCGCCUCGUGCCCACCCUUCAUCUGCCCGACUGGUCCGGGGCGGCCUAGUCUGCACCACCGACCCGGCUCCUGGGGCCGCCGCCCCGCGCGGUCCCGUCGGCGUCCCUGGCCGCGCCCGACCUCCGGCCCCCUAGCCCACCGGCACCAUGAUGGAGGAGAUCGACCGGUUCCAGGUGCCCACCGCGCACUCGGAGAUGCAGCCGCUGGACCCAGCCGCCGCCUCCAUCUCAGACGGAGACUGUGACGCCCGGGAGGGUGAGUCAGUAGCCAUGAAUUACAAACCAUCCCCGCUCCAAGUGAAGCUGGAGAAGCAGCGGGAGCUGGCCCGGAAGGGCUCCCUGAAGAAUGGCAGCAUGGGGAGCCCCGUCAACCAGCAACCCAAGAAGAACAAUGUCAUGGCCCGGACAAGGCUGGUCGUCCCCAAUAAAGGCUACUCCUCGCUUGACCAGAGCCCAGACGAGAAGCCACUGGUAGCCCUUGACACGGACAGUGAUGAUGACUUUGACAUGUCCAGAUAUUCCUCCUCUGGCUACUCCUCUGCUGAGCAGAUCAACCAAGAUUUGAACAUCCAGCUGCUGAAGGACGGCUACCGGUUAGACGAGAUCCCCGACGAUGAGGACCUGGACCUCAUCCCCCCCAAGUCCGUGAACCCCACCUGCAUGUGCUGCCAGGCCACGUCCUCCACCGCCUGCCACAUUCAGUAGCUGGCGGGGCCGCUGCGGCCGGCCGGGGUGGGGCCGCCGGGGGCCAGGUUGGACCAGGCAGGGGCCAACCCCUCCCCAGCUCGUCCACCUGCCCCCGGCCCCCGCGCACCCUACAGCCGCCAACCUCGUAACAGUCAUUGCUUCCUCCUAUGGUAGGACGUGUACCUCUGUGUGUUCAUGGAGCCGGAGAAACCAAAACCGGGUCUCUCUCCACCCCCGGGAGUGCUGAGGAGGGGAGGGGGCGGUUUGUUCAGUUACUUGGGGGACCUCACCCAGCAUCCUGCCCCCUCCCCAAAGCUGCAGCCCAGUAGAGGAAAGGGGUGACUGGACUGCAGGGAGGCCAACAGUAAUGAGUAGGGGAGGGAUCACAAAGCCAGGGGUUUGGACCCACCCACGUGAAGCCAUGAAUCCCCCAGCACCAGCCAAGGAAAGGGGCUGGGAAGGAGAAAGGCCCAGGGCAGUAGGGGCAGGGCCCAGCCCUUUAGAGCCGCCUCCACAUGCCCCCCUGCUGGCCCAUGUACCAUCUGCGUUUCUACCCUCAUCUCUAGAUGGGAAGCCUGACAAAGCUGCCCAGUGGGAUAUUGUCCCCCACCCCUUGGGGAUCACUGCCUUCUUUCUCCUCUUUGCCUCAUUCACCCCCUUCCUUGCUCUCUGGAUUUUGUGGAGGAUGAGGUGGGCGUUACAGACAGCCAGAGUUUAGGGUGGUAUGAUCUGCCCGCACCUACCCCUAACUAAUGCAUCUGUCUCUCUGUGCCCUGCCUCAUCGCCCCACCCAACACACACACACACACACAC
Molecule: messenger RNA, 1645 nt
Organism: Lipotes vexillifer (Yangtze River dolphin)
Lineage: Eukaryota; Metazoa; Chordata; Mammalia; Artiodactyla; Lipotidae
Gene: FAM219A
Product: family with sequence similarity 219 member A
Exons: 6
Coding region: 293-850 (185 amino acids)
Source: RefSeq, a predicted model, not a curated record